Aspergillus melleus is the source of this 1158-nucleotide messenger RNA. RefSeq names its product putative cell surface protein (gene cspA). Lineage: Eukaryota; Fungi; Ascomycota; Eurotiomycetes; Eurotiales; Aspergillaceae. Bases 1 to 1158 code for a protein of 385 amino acids. The record is from RefSeq and is a predicted model, not a curated record. The transcript is spliced from 3 exons.
AUGGUCCGAGGAACUGUUGCCCUUCUGGCUCUCGCCGGCCCGGCUCUUGCUGGUGUUGCCAAGGAACACCAUGAGUCUGGCCCCAAGAUUCCUGGUCCUCAUGAGCCUCACAAGCAUGUGGACAAGCCCGGGAAGGUCUUGACCGCUACCGCGACUGCGCCUCACAUCAUUAUCACCAAGACAAGCACCUAUGUGACUACUGAAUGCCCAGUCACCUCGUCUGUUGUCACCAGCGGCACCAAGACUCUGACGGUCCCGAUUACUCUGACCAACACCGUCACUAAGACCACCACUUACCAGGAUGAGGCGACUCCCACCGGCUCGACUCGCAAGCCUGUGGUCCCAACUGGCACUGGACACCCUGUCCCGCCGCCGCCUCACCACACCACUGUUGUGCCUCCUAAGAAGCCUGUCCCGACUGGACACAACAGCACCAUUCCUCACCCAACCACCAAACCCGCUCCCUACCACAACUCCACUGUUGUGCCGGUUCCGGGCAAGCCUACGAGCAAGCCUGUUCCCAUUCCUGUUCCUCAGCCCUCUCCUGGCACCCCUGGCACCCCUGGCACUCCUGGAACUCCGGCCACCCCCGGCGAGCCCGGUACCCCCGGUACUCCCGGUACUCCUGCCACCCCUGGAACCCCCGGUACUCCCGGCACCCCUGGUGAGCCCGGCACUCCUGCCACCCCCGGUACCCCGGGCACUCCUGGCACCCCUGGCACCCCUGGCGAGCCCGGCACCCCCGGCACUCCCGGCACUCCCGGUACUCCUGCCACCCCCGGCACUCCUGCUACCCCUGGCGAGCCCGGCACUCCCGGUACUCCUGGCACCCCCGGAUCUCCCAGCACCCCUGGCGAGCCCGGCACCCCUGGCACCCCUGGAACUCCCGGUACCCCUGGCACUCCUGGCACCCCGGGCCAGCCCGAGCAGCCUGAAGAGCCCGAGCAGCCCAAGGAGCCCCAGCAGCCUGAGGAGCCUGAGCACCCCAAGGAGCCCGAGCACCCCAAGCACCCCAAGGAGCCUGAGCAGCCCACCGGAGCCUCUCCGGCUCAGCCCACCAGCUCGCCCUCUGGACAGCCCUUCACUGGUGCUGCCCAGGCCGUCAAGCCAACCGCCGGUCUCUUGGCUGCCGUCAUGGCCGUCAUGGUCCUCCUCUAA